UCACCUUUUAUUUGUGAAGAAAUUAUUUUUUAUCCGGGUUUGAGUUGUCUUCCUGCUUUGCGACCAUCUCCCCUACUUCCCUAUUGUAAACGAUACUGGUGCGUGAUGAGGCUGUAUCUUAUGACGAUACUUGGUCAAUAUGCAGGAAUAUUGACAAACGCCUUAACAACAAGAAUGGAUACUUCUACUGAAACACCAAUGGCAACUUUUACGACUACUGCAUCUACAGAUCCAUCAACGGCGUCAGCAAUUACCACGUCUCCACACUCGACAUUUAGCACUACGGAUGCUACAUCUUAUACGACCACUACAUCUACCGAUCUAUCAACGGCUGCAACAAUUACAACGUCUUCACACUCGACAUUUAGCACCACGGAUGCUACAACUUAUACGCCCACUACAUCUUCUGAUUCAUCAACGGCGUCAGCAAUUACAACGACUCCGCAUUCGACAUUUAGCACAUCGGAAGCUACAACUUAUACGACCACUUCAUCUACAGAUCCAUUAACGGCGUCAGCAAUUACAAUGUCUCCACACUCGACAUUUAGCACCACGGAUGCUACAACUUUUACGAUCACUACAUCUACUGAUCCAUCAACAGCGUCAGCAUUUUCAACGACUCCGCAUUCGACAUUUAGCACCACGGAAACUACUAAAACAUCGAGAGAGUCAUCACCAAUGUUAGCUGAUAGUAAAACAACUGAAAUAAUAUCAACAGCAAUGGAGACAAGAACGAUGAAAAUAUCUAGUUCGACACCAGAAAGCACAAUGUUAACAGAAACAACAAUGGAACCGAAUAAAACGGGCAGUCCCACUGUAACAGAAAAAACGAACACAUCGAAUGACGUGAUAAUAGCUGUGGUUGUUGCUGUGUUACUUAUAGUGCUGCUGAUUGCAACGAUUGGUGGUUUUCUUCUAUUUAGAUACUUCAAGAAAAAAAGAGCUGAAAGAAAAAAGAAAUUUUCUCAUGUUGAUUUGUAUAUAAACACGUCAUAUGUCGAAGAUGAGUUUAAUUAUGAAAAAUUUGUGAACGAUGCAAUAGGUGAUCAUGACAAUUACGAUGACUUAAAUCUCAGAACGAGUCCACCCGGAAGUGCAGCUACUGAAAUUGAGCAGUUGGAUUUUAACCCGAGAAGAUCUAAUGUUUACGACAAUUUAAAAAAAGACAAAGAGACAAAUCCAUAUGCUAAUACAGGCACAGUUCAACAGGACACUAAUCCGUAUGCUAAUAGUGACGUUACAAAGGACAGAAAUAUUCCACGCUCUAAAUAUCCAAUGAUGUCAUCGUUUAAAGAUGAUACAGUAUAGAUAACAAAUUUAUGCAUUGUAGGAUUUAUUGUCAUAAAAAUAUGGGUAUUUUGUAAAAACUUAAUCCGUCGAAAUGUAUAUAGUUCGUAUUCAGUCCGUAGUGAUUAUCAUGUAUUUCAUUAUUUUAAGAAUAAAAGAAGAUGCAAUCAUUUUGCCAGCAGACUUAUAUGCGACAACCUCCUACUAUAUUCUAAGUUGUUGCAAAAGUUGUGUGCUUUUGCGAUUGAAAGACCAAAUAUACAGUAAUUUUUUGACGACAUAUAUUGAUUUACUGAACAUCAACUUGAUGAAUAUACAAGUUUUUGCUUACACCGCUUAGCAUAUACAAUCAAGAUGCAGAUUUCGAAAUUACUUGUAAUCACAGGACACAUUUAUCCUUUUUAUAAUCAGAUAUAAAAUUGAGAAUUGAAAUGGGGAAUGUGUCAAAGAGACAACAACCCGACCAAAUAGCAGAAAACAGCCGAAGGCCACCAAUGGGUCUUCAACACAGCGAGAAAAUCCCGCACCCGGAGGCGGGCUUCAGCUGGCCCCUAAAUAAAAAUGUGUACUAGUUCAAUGAAAGUGGACGUCACACUAAACUCCAAAACAUAUAAAUGAACUAAAAUUAAAAACAUACAAGAUUUACACAGGCGCAAAAAUGCGGCGGGGUUUAACAUGUUUUGUGAGAUCUCAACCCUCCCCUAUACUCUAGCCAAUAUUGAAUAAACAAACACACAGCAAUACGCACAGUAAAACUCAGUUUAAAAGAAGUCCGAGUCCGAUGUCAGAAUAGGUAACAAAAGAAACUAAGCAAAAUGACAAUGAGACAUAAAUUAACAAAGGACUACUAGCAGUUACUGACAUGCCAGCUCCAGCAGACCUCAAUUAAACUGAUUGAAAGAGUAUGUCUUCAUCAUAUGAAAACCAAGCACAAUCCCUCCCGUUAGGGGUUUAGUAUCAUACUAUCAUAAAAUAAACGAGAAGAUCAUAACCCGUAUCAUGCCAACAACUGGUUUUAUGAUAAAUGUGUUUAUUUCCGAUGCAAAGACCCUAUGAGUGAAUCAAUAUUAAUACCAAAAUAUGCCAUCUUUAAUGACCUGACAACAGGUAUGUUUAUGUUGCAAUAAAGUAACGAGAAUAAAGGGGAAAAAGUAACCAGCAUAUGAACUACAAAAGAAUUAGAAGCAAUUAAUUUUAAAAGUUCGGAAUAUUCCUCAUCCCAUUCAGGGAUAUAGGAUCGGCGAGGGGGUCUCUUGGGGAUCUCGCUGUGUUGAAGACCCAUUGGUGGCCUUUGGCUGUUUUUCUGCUCUUUGGUCGGGUUGUUGUCUCUUUGACGCAUUCCCCGUUUCCAUUCUCAACUUUAUUAUCAUAAGUUCUUAUUUACAGAGUUGUCAACAAUUUGCUGUAAUUUCUCAUUUUUUGAACACCUGUAUACACACUAUGUAGGUAAGUAAGUAAGUAGAUGAUUUAUUAUAGUGACAUGUGUAGAAUAACUAAUAUUACAUAUUAUCAAUACAAUAAUCCUUUUGAGUUACACCUGAUCUUCAUAUAUUUAAAAACUAUAUGCACAUAUUUUCAAUAAGCAAUUGUGAAUAUUUUCUUGUAAAGAAGGUCUAUCCUUUUGAAGAUUUUUUUUAAAUAUUUGACAGUUUGUCUUUGGUAUAAUAUCAUCAAAUUAACAAAUGUUCUAUCAUCAAUAUUAUUAUCCUCUUGCCGACUUGUUCCUUUAUUCAUACAGGAACUUCUUAGGAAGAAUAAAAGGAAGUAAGCAGUGUCCUUUAACUUCACUUUCCGCUAUAUAUAGAUGAUGUUAUCUCCACGGUGGGUAAGGUUGUCCUGCGAGAGAACGUUCUGUGCUGGUGAUUCGGUCCUGACUGGUGCUGGUGGGUCCUGAUUCUGUGCUGGUGGGUUUGUUUACAUUGUACCAGAACGGCAAUAAAACAACCGUUCUGUUGCUAAAUUUUUCUCUGUACUUCCUAAGUACCAUGCGAGGAAUAUUACAACGAUCUUUUAUUGAAAAAGUUGUGCAAAUUCGCCAAACAAAAUUGUCCUGACGAUGUGCUGGUGAUUAGAAAAAUGGUCCUGGUUCUGUGCACCUAUGUCCUGGUUCUGUGCCUUUAUAUUUUAGUUAAAAGUGGCAAAUAUUCAAGAUCAUUGAUGUAGAAAAUUUGUAUAAUUAAUAGAAAAUAUACCUUGCAUGUAUUUGGUGGAUAUUUCAUAUGAGCUAAGUUAAGUCUGUUUUUUUUUUUAUUUGAUUUUUGAGAGGGGGUGCAAAAUCUUUCUGUUGAGGUGUUUUGGCCUUUUAUAAACUUUUGUUAACUGUUAUUUUGAAGAUAUAUGUGCUGUUAACUGUUAUUUUGAAGAUAUAUGUGCUGUUAACUGUUAUUGACUAAUUAGCUGUUAUCUGUUUUCUUAAAAUUGACAUUGU
Molecule: messenger RNA, 3715 nt
Organism: Mytilus californianus (California mussel)
Lineage: Eukaryota; Metazoa; Mollusca; Bivalvia; Mytilida; Mytilidae
Exons: 4
Coding region: 106-1308 (400 amino acids)
Source: RefSeq, a predicted model, not a curated record